Messenger RNA from Daldinia childiae, 1500 nucleotides. RefSeq names its product Ribosome assembly protein rrb1. The record is from RefSeq and is a predicted model, not a curated record. Gene Ontology annotation, molecular function: protein binding. NCBI's taxonomy places the organism in Eukaryota, Fungi, Ascomycota, Sordariomycetes, Xylariales, Hypoxylaceae. The coding region runs from base 1 to 1500 and encodes 499 amino acids. The transcript has a single exon.
AUGUCUAAACGUACAGCGGAAGCUGGUGACGAGCAUGCCCCUUUGAAGGGAGGAGUUCGUCCCGAGCCUAUGGAUUUAGACGAUAAGGAAAUGGGCGAAUUUGCUGAUGAAUUCGAGGAUGAGUUUGAGAGUGAGGAUGAGAUUUUUGAGGCUGGUGUUGAUGGUAGGCCUGAUGCAGAACGUGAGGCAGAAGAAAAUGCAGCCAGUGCCAUGGAUGUCGACGAUAGCACUUUCAUCGUUGGGCGCAAUAAACUUGAGGCUGGUCAACAUCUCGCUCCAGAUCUGGGUACUUACGAAAUGCUUCACAACCUCAGUACCCCUUGGCCUUGUCUCUCCUUUGACAUCGUCCGUGAUAGUCUUGGCGAUAAUCGGGAAAAGGCCUACCCUGCCACCAUGUACACUGUCGCCGGCACCCAAGCCGAAAGCGGGCGCGAGAAGGAGAAUCAGCUUAUGAUUAUGAAAUUUAGCGGCCUGAGUCGCAUGCAGAAAGAUGGCCAGGACUCCGAAUCUGAAGAUGACGAAGACUCCGAUGAUGAAGACUCGGAUCCUAUUCUCGAAUCCAAGUCAAUCCCACUAACCUCGACUACAAACCGCAUCCGCAGCCACCAGAUUCCCUCACAAGACCCUUCGAAACCACCCACUACUCUCACUGCAACUAUGACUGAGUCUAAUAGCAUCUUCAUACACGACGUUACCCCUCAUCUAGCGUCUUUCGACAACCCCGGCACCGUCAUUACGCCUCAACAGAACAAGCCCCUUUCUACAAUCCGAGCCCACAAGUCGGAAGGUUACGCGCUCGAUUGGUCGCCUAUGGUGCCUGGUGGCAAGCUACUUACCGGUGACAACGACGGCCUGAUAUACGUCACGACGCGCACAGAUGGCGGGGGUUGGGUUACAGACACGCGCGCGUUCCAGGGGCAUACCAGCAGCGUAGAGGAGAUCCAAUGGAGUCCGCAGGAAGCAUCCGUGUUCGCAUCCGCAUCUAGCGACGGUACAGUGCGCGUAUGGGACGUUCGCAGCAAGAGCCGGAAACCCGCUAUCACAGUACAGGUCAGCUCAGUAGAUGUCAACGUGAUGUCGUGGUCACGCCUAACAACCCACCUCCUCGCGACGGGUGCCGAUGACGGUGUUUGGGGCGUAUGGGAUCUGCGGCAAUGGAAGGGCGGCGCGCAGAAGCCGAGUCCCAUCGCCAGCUUCAACUACCACAAGGAGCAGAUCACGAGCGUCGAGUGGCACCCCACGGACGACAGCAUGGUGGCCGUCGCCGCAGGUGAUCACAAGGUUACCCUGUGGGAUCUGUCUGUCGAACUAGACGACGAGGAAAGUAAGGAUACUGCGGGUGUUAAGGACAUGCCGCCCCAGCUACUCUUCGAACACAUCUCUGAGCAUGCUAAAGAGCUCCACUGGCAUCCUCAGAUUCCUGGUACCCUGGUAGCCACAGGCCAGGAGUUCAGUGUCUUCAGACCUAUACCUGUUGUCUACGGUAUUCACGCGAAGUGA